Messenger RNA from Exophiala bonariae, 2184 nucleotides. RefSeq lists its product as uncharacterized. The transcript has 4 exons. NCBI's taxonomy places the organism in Eukaryota, Fungi, Ascomycota, Eurotiomycetes, Chaetothyriales, Herpotrichiellaceae. The record is from RefSeq and is a predicted model, not a curated record. Bases 1 to 2184 code for a protein of 727 amino acids.
AUGACACAAAUGAACGCUGCAGGAGUGGCUGGAGGCCCGGUCGGUGGUGGAAUGGUCAUGAUGAACAGUGGCAGUCCAGCAAUGCCUGGUAAUAGUGGCAGCAGUAAUGGUAUGCAACCAGAGCACGUCAAAUCCCAGCUCAACACCUACAUCUACGAAUAUUUCCUCAAGCUCGGUCAUUAUGACAUUGCUCGAAGUAUUCUCAACGACAAAAACCUCGCCAUCCACACAAAACCACCAGUCAAGCAAAGUCCUGGCCGUCGCAAGGACGGCGAAGUCAACGGUGUCGAUGGAGAUGCGAUGGAUACAGACCUAAAGGACGACAUUCCCGAUGACCUACCUCGACCUGGUCAUUUGGGAGAAACAAGCACACCCGGUAUCGGCUUCCUUUUCGAAUGGUUUAGCAUCUUCUCGGAUCUUUUCUCUGCACAUAGAGGUGGGAAAGGUCCUGCUGGAAGCAUGGGUCCCGCCGCUCAGUAUUUGAUGCAACAUCAAAACAUGCAACGCAUGAGAGAGAACCAACAAAAUCAGAAUCUCGCUAGACCUGGGAUGAUGAAUCCAAAUCAAUUCGCGAUGCGUGCCAACAUGGCAGCGCGGAAUGGAAUGAUGAACGGCAACAUGCCCAAUGCAAACAAAAUGACCCCUCAACAAUUGCAACAAUUCAACAAGCAAGCCCAGAUGCUACAACAACAGUCGCAAAUCAAUCGCGAACAAGGCGAGAUGGACAUGAACGGCCGCGCCUCCUCACCCGCAGAAGGAGAAAAUGGAGGUUCCCCAUCCAAGAGACCACGAUUAGAGGGUCAACAAUUCAAUGGAGCCAUGAUGCCGAAUGGUCGUCCAGGAAUGCCUGGUGGAGUGGCACCCCAAGGAAUGAUGAUUCAAAAUGCUUUCAACCCGAACAUGAACAGUGCCCAGUUCCGACAGAAUGGCGCAAUGCCACAAAAGCCCAUGCAGGCUGGAAUGGCUAAUGGCAUGAUGAAUAUGGGCAAUGCCGGAUCUCCUAUGAUGCAAGGAAUGAAUCCUGCACAAUUCGCCGACGGCAUGCAACUCGAGAUGUACAAUCAGCGAAUGGCCGGCCAACAGAUGCAAGGCGCCCCCGGUGGAGGUCAGAGUGGUAAUCAUGCCUUGCAAGAUUACCAAAUGCAAUUGAUGCUUCUGGAACAACAGAACAAGAAACGCCUGAUGAUGGCCAGACAAGAGCAGGAUAACGCGGUCAACCGAGAUGGUCAGCCCUUGGGAAUGCCUGGAGGCAUGUCACCUUCAGGGAGUGGCCGCACUGGCAACUCUCCCAACCCAGUUGAUCAAAUGAAACGGACUCCUCAGAUGGGUGGUCUGCCUGGCUCGCCAUCUGCUGGCGAUAUGGCAGGACGAUCUCCGGCUGGCAUGAACUUCAUGAAUGGUAUGCCAACACCCGACUUCAACCCAGCGAUGUUCAUGAAAGACGGCCAACCCAUGGUGGGACCUGGUGGUGUAAACAUGCGACCGCCAACGUCUAUGGAUGUCAACAUGGCUCGUCAACAGCAGCAAAACAACCGUAUGGCCAACCAAUUCCAAGGCGGGCAACCCAUGAUCCAACAAGCUUCUCAAGGACAACCACAACCCAUGGGUACACCUGGCCAGCGGAAUGAGAUGCCACCUCCUCAAGCGCCCGCAGGCAACAAUGGGCAACGAAAUCAACCAGGCUCUCCUCAAAGUGGGAAUGCGCCACCAACGCCCUCGACAACUAACAAGCCUGCGCCCAAGUCAAAGAAGGCGAAGGAUGACAGCAAGAAACGUCCCACAAAGAAGGCGUCCACUGCCAACGCGGCCAGUGCAGACAAUGAGCCUCCUGCAACCCCGACUCCAUCCACGCCAAUCACUCCUGUACAUCCUGGACCCGGAUUUAACUCAGGUGGUAAAGCUGGGGCUGGAGGGGUGGCCAAUGCCAACCAAGUACCACCACAAUCUCAGGUCAUGCCUCCCAGUCAACCAAUGCAUCAACCGGAUCUUUCCCAAAACUCCUUCACGGACUUUGGGAACCCUGAUCAAAAUUUCAACCUGGAUUUCAGCACAUUAGAGAAUAGCGACGUUUUGGAGAAUUUCGACUUUGACAGCUUCCUCAACACGACCAACGACGACACAUUCAAUUUUGAUACAGGCAUCGGUGUUGGGGGCGACUUUGGCCUAGAUGGGACGGGCGAAUAG